Molecule: messenger RNA, 1447 nt
Organism: Darwinula stevensoni
Lineage: Eukaryota; Metazoa; Arthropoda; Ostracoda; Podocopida; Darwinulidae
Source: the annotation of a GenBank genome assembly
AUGAGCGAUUCGAUCUUCUUAUUUCAUCGGGAAUUUGAACCGUCACUUCGUGAAAACAUCAUAACGGAGCGGAGCUUCAUUCAAGAUACGAUGCGAUGUCGGACCUUGCAUUUUGGAACUGACGCGAUGAAGCUGGAAUCAGUACUGGUACCUCCUGCCACGACGUCAGACCGUGGCUAUAACGGGAAUACCAGAUGGUAUCAUUCCGAUUUCUCCCCUCGAGCAUAUAUAAAGCACCUCGGUGUAGGCCGGGAGGAAAGAAGGAGGAUGGCAGCCCAAGCGUACUUCGUUAGCCUGUUGCUACUCGUCUGCUUGCAGUGGUCAUCGGUGGAUGGCCAGUGCGGCGGAGACUUCACAGCACCUUCGGGAAACUUCUCAUCACCCAAUUAUCCUGAUAAUUACGACGACAACUCCUUCUGUGUAUAUGAAAUCGACGUGGGAGAAGGUAACGGGAUCGAGUUGACGUUCCUCGAUUUCGAACUCGAGAGUGGGUGGGAUUACGUCACCAUCACCGAUCUCGGUACGGGCGAAUCCGAGUCCCAUACUGGACUGUUGGGAUCUCUCGGCCCGUUAACGUUCCUAUACCAUAACAUUCAGGUCACGUUCGAAUCUGAUAGCUCCUUCACAUAUAGAGGAUUCUAUGCGGAGUACGAGUCCUUCUUGCAGCCGUGCGACGUAAGUGCCGGCUGGGAACCGCACGACGGACAGUGCUACGCCUACUUCAACGAGCCGAAAUCUGCACCCGAUGCUCAGCUCGACUGCGAGGCGAUCGGCGGGAACCUCGCCAGCAUUCACGGCGGCGAUGAAAAUUCACAUAUCGCAAGUCUGGCCCAAACUGCUCCGCUGUGGAUCGGCCUUCAGAGACAAGGCUCCGAUUGGGAAUGGUUGGACGGAAGCCCCUUCGACUACGACAACUUCAACCAAAAUCCCCCCUUCGAUGACGAUUAUGCGGUCAUGUGGAAGGAUCAAUGGGGCAACGACGAUUGUCGCCUAUUCAAGUCCUUCGUCUGCCGUCUUCGGGCGGACGAAUGCCCGGAUUCGACUUGGAUCCAGGAGGGUUCCGAUUGCUACCUCGUCGUGAACGACGUCCGCGUGUUCGAUUCCGCCGUUAAUUACUGCGAGAACACGAGCCCUCCUUCGGCGCUUCUGACGGUGCCCGAAGACGUGGAUUACACUGACGUCGUCGCUUCCGUCUUAAACGGACAGGAGCUGAACGAGGAAGUGAAUAUUUGGAUCGGGAUCGAGAAGCAAGGAUCGACCUGGGGCUGGGUCGACGACACCACGUCCGAAUUGAACAACUGGGCCCCGGGUUACCCUCUCGAGGAUGCGGGAAAGGACUGCGGCACCAUCAUCAUCAGUACCUGGCACGAUUCCCCAGGAGAUAAUACCUUCUCCUUUGUUUGCAAGGAAGACCUUUCACGGCGUCUUAAAUAAAAUUGAAACGGGA